Messenger RNA from Neodiprion fabricii, 3657 nucleotides. RefSeq names its product collagen alpha-3(IX) chain-like. Gene Ontology annotation, cellular component: basement membrane. The record is from RefSeq and is a predicted model, not a curated record. The transcript has 21 exons. Lineage: Eukaryota; Metazoa; Arthropoda; Insecta; Hymenoptera; Diprionidae. The coding region runs from base 336 to 3269 and encodes 977 amino acids.
CUUAUCAGUUCGCGCCGGGCAGCCGGGAAGCGCGGUCCUCGUUGCAAAGAGUCGGAAGAAGACGGAAAACGUGAGAGGGCGCCAAACGCCGUGCUUUUUUGAAUUUGUGCUCAUGUCAUUCUCCCUGUUCGUUGUUGUUCUUGCCUAAUUUUCUCCUUGGUGAAAGUGAGAGAAGAUAAUUAAAGAGGUGUAAAACAGAGAUUUUCUCUUCUAAUCGAACCGUUGACAGCGUCUUGUCAAUGCAAGUGUGUAUAUCAGUACGAAAACGUAAACCUCGAGUAAUGAUGGCUUCAACAAUCUUGGCUUCAUAGCGCGUACAUUGAGGGAGAGUUAAGAUGCCGCAUGCUGGGAGGACGGAACGGUGGAAAAGAGCGCUACUCUUGACAUCGUGGUCACUCACACUCCUUCAGUCAAUACAACUCACGAAAGCACAAUAUAACGUGAUCGAAGAAGAGCCUGGCCUUGAGGUAGCCCCGGCUCCUUGCGCGGGCUACAAACCGGGCGAAGAUGAUCUUCAAACCUUUGAUUUCAUCAGGAGGUAUAAAUUGGACUUGCUGGACACUCAACGCCCCGGAGUAACCAGAGUCAGAGGAAGUAAUCGCAUGCAAACGGCGUACAGAUUGGACAGGGAUGCUGAUUUGACCUUACCAACAAGUGAUAUUUUUCCCUCCGGAUUACCAGAGGAAUUCAGUUUAAUAUGUACCUUCAAAACGCGAAAGUGGCCAAACCGGCCAUGGCACGUAGUGAGGAUACUCGAUGUCAAAACACGGCCACAAUUCCUGAUCACUUUGAACCUCAAGAAACGGACUUUAGAAUUCUCGAUCAUGAAUUAUGACGGAAAACUGCAAACAGUAGUCUUCAAUAACAUCUCCGUUUUCGACAGAGGCUGGCACAAGAUUCACUUUGGCGUCUUCAGGCAGAGUGUGGUCUUGUACGUAGAUUGUGAAAGAGGCAUUUCACAACCAUUGGAGCUGAGAGGACCCAUCGAUGUCAACGGGAAAACUUCAAUUGCCAAAGUUGGCAACUUAAGACGGACAGUACCUGUUGACUUACAAUGGAUGUUACUCAGUUGUGACCCUACAAGACCCCAGCGAGAAACAUGCGACGAAUUGCCGAAGAUUAUACCCGGCCCUGGUAAUCCCCCCAUUCCUACAGGGAAACCUCCUCAAACGUGUUCUAUCACCUGUCCACAAGGACCUCCUGGCUAUAACGGCACACAGGGGUCACCUGGCCCACGGGGACCAAUUGGCCGCAUCGGAGAACCAGGCCUUCCAGGUUUUCCGGGCCCAAAGGGAUUUCCGGGGCUCAAUGGAUUACCCGGACCUCGAGGUUUGACCGGUCCUGAAGGACUUCCUGGUCCCCAAGGUAUCAUCGGCCCUCAUGGACCUCCAGGGAGCACUGGACCCAAAGGUGAUCGCGGAGACAUGGGUUUCGCUGGACUCAAGGGAGACCGGGGCGAAAUCGGGCCACCGGGUUUUCCGGGCUCUCCGGGACCUCAAGGACCUCCUGGAAACGGGAGUGGUGAAACUGUGCAGGGUCCCCCGGGGCCGGUUGGACCACCUGGGCCUCAGGGUGCUCCGGGAAUUCGAGGGUUCACUGGGGAACGAGGCGAUUCGGGGUUUCCUGGACAGGCUGGAGUUCCGGGUGAACGAGGCUUGAAGGGCGAACCUGGAGAUUACGGGCCGCCGGGACCUCCAGGACCCCAAGGAUUAACGGGUCUUCCAGGAACACCAGGCCAACCCGGGAACGCAUUAAUCGGAGGAACAGUUCCGGGAGCUCCAGGAUUACCGGGAACGCCAGGCGCAGAUGGACUACCUGGUCCUACUGGACAAAAGGGGGUCAAAGGUGAUCAGGGUGACCGUGGCGAACCUGGAAUUCGAGGUGACAAAGGAGAAAGUGGCGAACGCGGUUAUCCGGGAUCAGACGGAUUUCCUGGAGAGUUGGGAAAAGAUGGUAUCCCAGGCCUUCCAGGACCCAAAGGCGAAUUAGGAUUUCCUGGACCACCGGGUGCUCAAGGUUCUCCAGGACCUCCAGGCACAGAUGGAAUCCCAGGAAUUCCGGGAUCAAAGGGACUUUCCGGUAACCCGGGAAUUGUAGGGCCUGAAGGACCUGCAGGUUCUCCGGGUGAAGACGGACUACCAGGGGUUAAAGGAGAAAGUGGAGCACCAGGCUUACCCGGUAUCCCUGGUCCUGUUGGACCGCCCGGAAUUGACGGAACUCCUGGUUCUGACGGACUGCAGGGCAUAUCCGGAUUGCCAGGUGAACCGGGAAAUCCUGGCCCUCAAGGUCCCACCGGGCCAAUGGGAAAGUCAGGUUUUCCAGGGCCAACGGGAAAACCCGGCGAAAAAGGAGGUAACGGACAACCCGGAGAACAAGGGCCCAUUGGACCCCGUGGGACACCAGGAAAUUCAGGCAGUCCAGGCGUACCAGGACAACAAGGGCCUCCUGGCUUGCCGGGACUCGAAGGAAGACAAGGACUUCCUGGUCCGCCGGGACCACCUGGACCCCCAGGUGACAUGUUGAGUACGAAUAGUGUCUUUCUUGAUGGUGCUGGAUCUCCGGGUGUGAGUGGACCACGAGGACACCCUGGCACUCCAGGAAUGCCAGGUGAAAGAGGUGCCGCGGGCGAUCGAGGACCGGAAGGACAAAUGGGUCCUCCAGGGAUGCCUGGGAAAGAGGGAGCUCCAGGACUCCCAGGGCCACCAGGACAGAGAGGACAGUCGGGUAUGCCCGGAAUCCAAGGGACUCCCGGAAGAAGUUACAGUGACGCGGAAAUUCGUGAUAUUUGUGCAACUGUACUGAGAGAGAGGCUGAGCGAAUUAACAGACGGGCUACGAGGGCCACCCGGAAUGCCGGGUCUAAGCCGACAAGGCCGUCCCGGCCGAGCCGGAACCCAGGGCAUCCCAGGUGAUCCAGGUCCUCCAGGAUUGCCAGGAGAACGCGGUUUUGUUGGAAUGCCAGGGCCACAAGGUCCCACUGGUCCUCAGGGACUGCAAGGGGAAAGAGGUGACAAGGGUGACCGAGGCCCGGAAGGCAUUGGAAUGGAAGGUCCGCCUGGCCUUCGAGGAUUGCCAGGUCCUCCAGGAAAUGAUGGAGUUGGUUUACCGGGAAUACAGGGAGACAGAGGAGAGGCGGGACGACCUGGUAUUCCUGGUAUGCGAGGAGCUCCGGGUGCUCAGGGAGCGCCAGGAUUUUGUGAGCUUUGCAAAUUUCCAACCGCCAAUUACCUACAAUACAGUAGUCAGGGUACAAACAAAGGACCUCGUUAACAUUGCAUAGAUAUAGUAUCUGUAUAGAUAAUGUGCGAUGCUGGAAAUAUUCAUCUUAACAUUCGAGGUGCAGACACACUCUUGAUUAUAUACAUCAAACAUAAACUUAGUAGGUGCUAUUUUGAUAUCUCCCUUGUGAUUGUCAAAACAUACUACUUGAAGAACGUUACUUACCAUGAUUACGUGAGUCGCAUAUCCUUAUUGACAAUUCACUGUGUAUGUGUUCACAUUUAAGGAUAGACACUAAAUUAUGGCUGUAGGUACUUGUAAGGUUUAGGCAUCUAUGAUAUUGUCGAAACAACAAAUUUGAGCAGCUAACACUGGGAUUCUACGCUACAUAUUAUGAAUAUAUAUAUAUUAAUUAGUCAAAUAAAUUUUACGUAAGUGA